AUGGAACUCCAGCGUAACGAUUUCCACCAUCCUUAUUCGCCUUAUGACAUCCAACUGCAGUUGAUGCGGGCGCUAUACUCUUGUCUCGAACAAGGAAAAGUUGCUGUUUUCGAGUCACCUACUGGUAAGCGUAUUAGCUUCGUGCUAGCUUCAUUUGCAGCUAAUAUAGCCAAUCCCAGGAACUGCGAUGAUGACGAACCUGAAUGGAUGCUGGAUUUUGCCAGGCGUGAGUCGAGCCGGAUGAUAACCGAGAAGAGGAAGGAGCUUGAAGAGAGACUAGAAAAGACGAGAAAGGAAGAAGAGCAGCAGAGGAUUGCGCUAGAGAACCCCGAAGGACCCCGGAAAAAGCAGAAAUACAGUAUACCAUUAACUGAAUCUGGUGGGCUAAGUGAAGAUCAGUUUACGCUGGAUGACUACGACAGCGAAAAUGAAGAGCAUAGCAAACCGCGGGGUGAGCUGGCCCAUACUAGCGAACUAUCUCCUAGUACACUUGAAUUGUUGGAACGAUUUAAAGGACAGAUCUCGACCGCCAAGCCAGGAAGUGACGAUGAAGACAAUGACGAAGUCAAGAUAUUUUAUUGCUCCCGGACGCACUCCCAGUUAACCCAAUUUGCUGGUGAACUGAGACGCGUCAAAAUGCCAUGGAGCAUACCGAAGGACCUUUUGAGUACUGACUUGACAGGAGAAGAAGAACUCGAGGAGCGUGUGAAGCAUGUCACUCUUGGUUCUCGGAAGAACCUCUGCAUUAAUCCCCGUGUCAGUUCAUUGGAAAAUGCAACAGCCAUCAAUGAGCGUUGUUUAGAUCUACAGCAGCCCAAUGUGAAUCCUCAGCAUAGAUGUCCAUUUCUGCCUUCCAAAGAAGAUGAAAGACAGGUACUUCAAUUCCGAGACCAUGCAUUAUCAACAGUGAAAGACAUUGAGGACUUGGGAAAGCUUGGCAAGAAGAUUGGAAUAUGCCCCUAUUAUGCAUCUCGCUCUGUUGUUAAGGAUAGUGAGAUUGUGACACUGCCAUAUCCCUUGCUAUUGCAACGCUCAGCGAGAGAGGCUCUUAAUUUAUCUGUCAAGGGACAUGUCAUAAUAAUCGACGAAGCUCACAAUUUGAUGGACGCAAUAUCCAACAUACACUCGGUAACGGUGACGCUUUCACAAUUGCAGACAUCCCUUUCUCAAUUGACAAUCUACGGCCGCAAAUUCAAAACUCGCUUGAAGGGGAAAAACAGAAGCUAUGUUGCUCAAGUUAUCCGGCUCCUCAGUUCAAUCGCUGCUCAUCUUCGGUCGCUCCUUGAAAGCGAAAAGGCACCGGAGGGUCCUGUUCUGAUAUCUGAACUCAUGUCCGGAAAGGGGAUUGAUCAGAUCAAUCCUUAUAAACUGAGUCGAUAUUUACAAGAAAGCAAAUUAGCAAGGAAAGUUGAUGGAUAUGUCGAGUUCACUAGAGAUCCCUCGGACAAGCAGGCGUCAGGGAGUCCCACAGUUCCUGUAUUGUUCCACAUACAGGGGUUUCUACUGUCUUUGAUGAACCCCUCUGCCGAAGGGCGAUUGUUCUACUCAAAGGAACAGGGAGAUAUCCAAUUGAAGUACAUGCUUCUAGACCCUACUAAUCAAUUUCGGGAGCUUGUGGAGGAUGCAAGAGCCAUCAUAUUGGCUGGCGGGACUAUGUCACCCAUGACAGACUACAUGAACCAUCUCUUCUCGUACGUCCCAGCUAGUCGUCUAGACACGUUCAGCUACGGCCAUGUCAUACCACCUGAAAAUUUGAUCGCUCACACACUGGUGCGGGGUGUUCAAGGCUCAGAAUUCGACUUUACCUAUGAUGCCCGUGACUCUGAAAAAAUGAUCAUGGAUCUGGGGCGGACGAUAGCUACUCUCUGCCAUGUCAUCCCCGACGGCGUAGUAGCAUUCUUUCCCAGCUACGAUUACCUUGGCCGGGUCUUGAACAUCUGGAAGAAGCCAAUGCUGGGCGAGCAAGGUCAGACUGUGUAUAACUUGAUUGGGCAGAAGAAGCCCAUCCUGUCCGAGUCCCGGGACAUGACAGUCACUACUGAGGAGCUGCUCCAGACAUACGCGAAUACCGUUGAUUCUGGCAGGGGUGCGCUUCUCCUGUCCGUUGUGGGCGGCAAGCUGUCAGAGGGAAUCAAUUUCUCUGACAAACUCGGACGGGGUGUGUUGAUUGUGGGACUGCCCUUUCCGAAUAUACGGAGUGCAGUUUGGCAAGCCAAGAUACAGUAUAUUGAGCAAAAAACACACCAGCAGGCUACAGGCUCUGAGGCAAGCCGGCAAUUAGCAGCAAAAGCAGCAGGGAGGGACUUCUAUGAGAACUCCUGCAUGCGAGCAGUGAACCAGUGUAUUGGGCGAGCCAUUAGGCACCGUAACGACUAUGCGGCGAUUGUUCUCGUUGACAGGCGUUAUGAAAAACCCGGUAUCCAAGCGAAGCUACCGGCUUGGAUCAAACAGAGUAUGGUAGGCAGUUCGGUUCAACGACCUGCCGGUGCUACAGUUCAGAGUUUAGCAAAGUUUUUUGCCAGCUUGUGGCCUCAUCCGACCACCUUCCGCCCCGUCUACCAGAACAACAAGAAAACUGACUUUUGUGUCCUCUUCCUUAGCCGCGGUCAUGUCUCGGCCGGUUACGGUCGCAUUGGCAAGCACCGUAAGCACCCCGGUGGUCGUGGUAUGGCCGGUGGUCAGCACCACCACCGCACCAACCUCGACAAGUACCACCCCGGUUACUUCGGUAAGGUCGGUAUGAGGUACUUCCACAAGACCCAGCAGCAGUUCUGGAAGCCCACUAUCAACCUUGACAAGCUGUGGUCUCUCGUCCCCGCCGAGAAGCGUGACGCCUACCUGAGCGGCCAGAAGACCGACACCGCCCCCGUCAUCGACCUCCUCCCCCUCGGCUACUCCAAGGUUCUCGGCAAGGGCCGUCUCCCCGAGGUCCCCAUCGUCGUCCGCGCUCGCUACUUCAGCCGGGAUGCUGAGGAGAAGAUCAAGGCUGCCGGUGGUGUUGUUGAGCUCGUUGCUUAAGUGUGAAAAGUCUGGGAUUUCACUAGGAGGAUGAAAAACCGGGACAGGUGCUGCGCUGGCUACGAUUCGGUGUAAUAGAGAUUCGAAUUCUCCCCGGGGAAUGAGAAAACAAAAAAUGGGAGCCGCGGAUCGGGCACCUUGAUCCGUGUAUUUACAAAUUCAAAAGGGUUUCUAUUUGUGACGAGCAAAGAAUGGCCUCCGGAUGCCCUUACGAUCACGCUUCUAUUAUUGAACAAUACCAUAAAGGAGGACAACUUUUUUUUUUUUCUGUGGAUAUGUUCGCUCUUCCUCGAUCUAUGCUGCUACCGAGUAUGCCGGGCCAUGGCUUCUAUCUUUGAACAUGAAGGCAAGGCUCUUGAAAUCAGUUGUCUGAGGAUAAGCCAGCAGCGCCGGUACUGAGGAUGUAUAUCCCAGAUCUGAAAUGCCCAUUGAAGUUGCAGCAAAAUACAGAAUGCGUAGACCACUGGACUAUGACCUACCUCUCCGCCUUCAAAGUUCGGGAGUUGUGGCUUUAGUUUAUGCCCCUUGCUCGGUUAUUGUAAUGCACCAGUGGUAUCCGUAUGAUAAUGAUCAUAUAAUAUGGUGAGCAUAGUAGAGGACUAUGUUGCAUGAUGUAGGUAUGUGCAGGAACGGUUAUAUG
This is a messenger RNA of Aspergillus welwitschiae, 3658 nucleotides long. Its product is annotated as ATP-dependent DNA helicase-like protein. NCBI's taxonomy places the organism in Eukaryota, Fungi, Ascomycota, Eurotiomycetes, Eurotiales, Aspergillaceae. Gene Ontology annotation, cellular component: ribosome; nucleus; large ribosomal subunit. Gene Ontology annotation, molecular function: ATP binding; DNA helicase activity; structural constituent of ribosome. The transcript is spliced from 8 exons. The record is from RefSeq and is a predicted model, not a curated record. Bases 1 to 3018 code for a protein of 1005 amino acids. Gene Ontology annotation, biological process: translation; establishment of sister chromatid cohesion; nucleobase-containing compound metabolic process.